Messenger RNA from Hyaloscypha bicolor E, 2355 nucleotides. RefSeq names its product HET-domain-containing protein. NCBI's taxonomy places the organism in Eukaryota, Fungi, Ascomycota, Leotiomycetes, Helotiales, Hyaloscyphaceae. The record is from RefSeq and is a predicted model, not a curated record. The transcript is spliced from 2 exons. Bases 1 to 2355 code for a protein of 784 amino acids.
AUGAAAGGGGGGAUGGCAGAAUCCCAAGUCGGAUGUACAAUAUGGGGCGACGUGAGUAAGGAGACGUUCGAGGGGUUUACCCAAUUCGCGUAUACUGGCGAUUACUCGAUACUGAAGAUGGAAAAACGGAAUAGGAUUGCAGUGCAGAAAGAGGCCGUGAUGGAUGACUCCUCAUCGAGCAGUUUGCCUAGAUUGCGCAAAAGAUGGGACGAGGCUGAGGCGGACAAAGUCGACGAUGCGGAGCCUGCUGACGAUUGGGACAUUGAUCUGAAGGGAUCCGGUGAGGCGGUCCAUGAUAUUUUAACCAGCAAAAAGGACAAAAAGAAAAAGACGAAGUCAGUAAAACUCAUCCCUUCCUGGAUGGUCGAAUCACCGGCACCAACGACUGAUGCGGAUCUUGAGCAGGGAACUGUUCCGAUCACAAAACGAGACAAAUACCCAGAACGUCACUCGCGCUCACACCCAACUCACUGGACAACCGUGCCCCCGUACAUUUUCUUCCUCAUAUCGAUGCCCCGCGGCAACACCGAGAUGUCACAAGAGCAAGAUACUCAAGGCUCCAAUAUUGAACAUCGAGUCGAAAACCACGUCUCAGAGCAGGAAUUAUCUUUGCUGUUAACAGCGGGGCCCCUUUACAGGCGGCUUUCGGGCUCUGAAAUCCGACUCAUUAAACUUCUACCCGGCGACUGGGAUGACCCUAUUAUCUGCGAGCUUGUCUAUGUUCGGCUUGACGACAGACCGAAGUUUAUGGCCUUGUCAUAUGCUUGGGGUGACCCGAAGAAAACUCGCCCGAUUACGUUGAAUGGCCAAGCCCAGAACAUCACUACCAGUCUCUUUCAAGGCUUGAGACGUCUCCGAAGGAUGGCAUCCACGGUCGAUGAGAACCCGGAAACAUUCAUUACUCAGACUUCGGAAAACUUCCACCUCUGGGUCGAUGCCAUUUGCAUCAACCAAAACGAUGAGAAUGAGAAAGGACACCAGAUUUCUCGAAUGACGGACAUUUAUACCUAUGCGGAUAGAGUCUGUGUCUGGCUUGGGGAGAACGAGCAGGAGGAUCAUCUUAUCAUCUAUAGGAUUAUGGGCAUGGCGCACUGUGUCAGCCUCGCUCCUAGGUUCUGGAAACCUUAUCUCACCGAGUUCUUUGACGGUGUAAGCAGCGACAUUGACCGCUUUGCCCAAGGAAUUAUUCAGUUGACAUCGAGGAAAUGGUGGUCGAGAGUUUGGGUGAUCCAAGAGGUUUGUCUUGCUUCAAAAACACCUAUCAUCUUGGCUGGAGGGGCGUGGUCAUACAUGAAAUCUCUACUCAAACUCGUCGAUAUCAUAAGAACUCGCCCUGAGAGAAGGAUAUUUGCCACUCACAGUUGGGACUUUUUAGCGAAUCCGAAUUGGUUGCAACGGAUCAAAGAGGAUUGUGAAAAAGACAACACCAAUCAAGAGGCUUCCGAUGUUGAGUUGCCCAGUCUUGGUGCUCGUUUGGAGAAGACAAUUGGAUUAUCAGGUGGAUUUUUCAAGGCGACGCUUCCACACGAUCGUAUCUAUGGACUUCUGGGUCUGGUUGGCUUAGAAACCUUACCAUAUCCCUUAACACCGGACUACGGCAGACCCUUUCCCCAGGUCUAUCAAGAAUAUGCCAGGUUCAUCAUCGAGAAUACAGGCAGUUUGUCCAUAAUUCUUCGCGAAGAAAAUGGGAUGCACGAGGUGCCAAGCUGGGUACCAGAUUUUCGAUCGCCAGGUGCAAUUUGGAGAGAGUCUAGACCGCUAUCACAUUCUAUUUCUUUCUCUGGAAAUGGGAACCGGAUGACUGUUUUAGGCGUAGAACUUGGGAUCUGCGCCCAUAUCUUUAACCCUUCUUCCCGAGAGGCUUUCCACACAGAUCCUGUUAUUUUAGCCGGAAUCCAGCAACUAGAUGACCUCAUAUUCAAAUCAUCUGAACUCAGGAACAUUUCAAGGGACACUGCCCUUAAAGACUGGUUAGAGUCAGAAAGAACACGUCAAGAGCAUGACCUUUCUAUUAGAGGUUUAAAGGAGGUCUAUCAUUCGAUUCUCAACGAGAUAAAAAUCCAAGGCCAGAACCAACAAACAAUUCAUGCCUGGACGUCUAUUGCGAGGUCAGUCGGGAUGUUCUCGACAUUUGUGACCGAAGAUGGGAUUCUGGCAAGCUUAUGUCGGUUUGAUGGAAACGCGCAGCCUGGAGAUGUGAUGGUUGCGGCGAAAGGAGCAUUGGCACCUCUUUUGCUUCGACCAAAGACUGAGAACGGCGAAUAUGAAUAUCUUGGAUAUUGCCACUAUCGGGGUUUUGAAUACGACGAUGCGUUAUCCUCAACUCAAGUUCUGAAGCAAUUUGUAAUAGUCUAA